Messenger RNA from Symbiodinium sp. CCMP2456, 660 nucleotides. Lineage: Eukaryota; Dinophyceae; Suessiales; Symbiodiniaceae. The record is from the annotation of a GenBank genome assembly.
AUGAGUUGUCUCUGUUGCGGGUUGGACGAGUGCUCCAAGUAUGAAGUCAAACCUGUCUGGUUGAUCGAGUUGAUCCCGAGCCUGGAUGCAUCAUAUUGGUUUACAACUUCUCCAGCUGAUGAGUUGAAGAAAUCCAUUGAUGCACCUGAACAGCUGGGAGAUACCGACCCAGCAACGGAAUUGCCGAUCAACCGGAGGGCGCUAUCAUCAGAGAGCAUUGAGGACCGCCUACAGCCUUCAAUGAAAGGGGUAACGCUGACCUUUAGCAGGCCGAACGGGCUGCAAGAAGAUGCCUACUUCGAAUCAAGACCCUUGGGGCUUCGAUUCUCGGACACGACGCCCUUGACUGUCACACAUGUUAGCUCGGACUACGCUAGUAGUGCCAGAGUCAGUCUUGGGUGGGUCGUGACGCACGUGAACAAAGUGCCGGUGCCACGUUCCAUUCUCCUCGCCAACACCUUGGUCCGGGACGCAGUCAGUCAGCUGCCGCGUGUAAAGCGGGCGAAGUCGCACCUCUCGGCCGCGGAUGUGGCGCUGCCCACAAAGCAACGAGACCGACGGUCUCCCUGGAGGAAGUUUUCUGAGGCCUCGUUGGACAGCCUGCCCAGGGGCCCGUCCACAGAAGCCAACCUUAGAGCCUUCAUCCAGAAGAACGUUUAA